Messenger RNA from Nannizzia gypsea CBS 118893, 3261 nucleotides. RefSeq lists its product as hypothetical. The transcript is spliced from 5 exons. Gene Ontology annotation, molecular function: zinc ion binding; DNA-binding transcription factor activity, RNA polymerase II-specific; transcription cis-regulatory region binding. Gene Ontology annotation, cellular component: nucleus. The record is from RefSeq and is a predicted model, not a curated record. Gene Ontology annotation, biological process: positive regulation of transcription by RNA polymerase II. NCBI's taxonomy places the organism in Eukaryota, Fungi, Ascomycota, Eurotiomycetes, Onygenales, Arthrodermataceae. Bases 1 to 3261 code for a protein of 1086 amino acids.
AUGGACAUGGAACAAGCCUGUCUAAAGGGGAUGGACAGUCCUCCACAGUCGGCAGAGGAGAAACCCUCCAAGGACGCUGCUCAGAAGGCCAAGGGACCUCGCAAACGGACAAAGACCGGCUGCCUCACAUGCCGCAAGAGACGCAUCAAGUGCGGCGAAGAGAAGCCCAGAUGCAACAAUUGCAUCAAGUCCAAGAGAGAAUGCGAAGGCUACGGCCAGCGAGUCGUCUUCAGACACCCCGUCGGCCCCAUCCCCCAUCUCGGUCCCAUCCGCCAGAUCCAGGGCAUGGGAGGCAUGCCAGGCAUGCCCAUGAUGGCAGGCUCCUUCGGCCACUCCAUGCAGCACAUCGAAGCCGCCUCUGCCUCUCGACCGGCCCUGCUCCCCAUCGCUCCUCGCCCUUCCUACCACCACGCUCACCCAGACGACAUGCCCCGGCAUCACUCCUACUCCUCCUCUGCCUCAGAUCCCUACGCCUCCUCGACACAUCUCCACUCGGCCAUCAGCCCGGACCAGCCCCCGUACACCUGGGACUCCGUCUCGUACAGUGACGGCUCAUACAUACCAACUUCUUCCGCUGCCGUCUCUGCUGCUGCCGGCACUGCUCACCACUAUGCCACUUCUACCUGCUCCGCCAGCUAUCCCUCGUCUGAGGCUCCCUAUCCGCAUCAGGAAUAUGCAUACGAGGACACCAACACCGGCUGGGAUGACGCUGGCCAGCAGCUACAGCCAUAUGAAGCUGCGGCUGCAUAUCAGGCCCAGCUCUCACUCCAAGGAUUACAUCCUCACUCGUCGAUAGUCACGCCAACACCCGAAUAUGUUCGACAUGAUCAUGUUUCUACUACUACUUCUACUGCUACUACUGCUACUACUUACACUGCUACUUCUACUACUACUACUACUACUUCUACUACAUUGGUGCCUAAGUUGGAGUCAAAGGAGGUGCUGCUUUUCCCCCAUUCCCAUGAUGCUAAUGCCCUUAACCAACAUCGCCAACAACAUAACGUGGUGAUGCACGAUGUUGGAGAGGAGAGUGAUGACUAUUAUGAUGUCGAGACAGACGAGGAGCCGGAUGAUCAGUAUUCUUCUGCUGCUCCAGCUGCUACUGCUGCUGCUUCUACUGCAUGCUAUACAGUACCAGGCAAAGACAGCUCCUACUACCCUUCUUCUGCACUCGCAGUAUCUAAUCCGCCCUUCGCGAGUUAUAUGAAUUAUGAUAAUUUAUUGGCCACUUACCGCCCGUCUCCCUUAACUUCCCCCCUUAUCGACCCUGAGGUCGCCAAAAUAUUCUCCCACUUCAUAGGCUCAAUUGGCACCAUUAUAUCCAUCUUCGAGCGCAAGAGCAGUAUCGCGCCGUUUCUCAACGACUUCUGCCCCCUGCCCACCGAGCAGCAGAGCCUUUUCACCCAUACCCUGCCGACCCUGGCCCUGGAAAACCAUGGCCUGCUUCACUCCAUCCUGGCCCUGGGAAGUGCGCACCUCGCCAACACCACGGGACAGUCCUCGUCACCGGCGUUCAGGCACUACCACUUUGCCCUGCGUCGCAUAAGCAAGGCCGUCGGCCUGCCGCAGAAACGGAAACAGAUUCCAACGCUUGCUGCCACCUUGCUGCUUGGCUUCUUUGAAGUCAUAGCGGCCGAACACUCUAAAUGGUGCAGCCAUGUCGCCGGAGCGUCGCAGCUGAUCCGGGAUAUCGACUUUGCAGGCAUGACCAGACGCAUUCGAGCGAUGAGAGCGCGCGCCAGAAAGCAAAAGUCCGUCGCUGGCGAGAAGUCGUGGACUCGAGCUGGUGAUUUCAGGCUUGAUACGUUCUUUGAGAAUGACAUCUAUGCGCCGAUCGAACGGGAGAUCGACGUCGAUCUAGUCGGUGCGAUCAUCGGUAGAGAAACGAGCUAUGAUGAUGCGACGCUGGCGGAGUCUGAGCAUGAGCAGCCGCUCACGGCGAAGGAUAUCGAGGAUCACAGGAUACGGACCGACCUCUACUGGCAUUACUGCAAGCAGGAUCUCUUCCAGAGCCUCAUCAGCGGCAACCCCUUACUUCUCCCGUACGAUAAAUGGGCACAGACUCCACCACGCUCAGCCGUCGGUAGGAUCCAGACAGCCUACGGGACGAUGGACCAUCUCCUACUGCUGCUCGCGCGCAUCUCAGCCUUUGGCGUCCGCGACAGAAAGCGGAAACUCAAGGUCAUGGAAGAAAACGGGGGAGAAUGGCGGCCGCCUCCCAACAUGUUUCCUCCUGGCAUGGCGCGGCCUCCUCCUGCUGCUGCCCAUUCGACUGGGGGUGCCCCUGGCGGCCCGCCCAGGCCCAAACAACCACCACCAUCAGCGAACCGGGACAAGAGCCCGCCCAUGUACGGCAUGCUACCAGCGGGCCCCGUCAAGCUGUUUUCAGGCUUCGCAGCAGGUUCAGCACACCACCCCUCCGGCUCUGCAUCGUCACCCAGCACAACGAGCACCGAUGAGACUGAUCUAGACGCCCGCACUGCACAGGCAGAGGCCGAGUGGCAAGACAUCCUCGCUGCAUGCGAGCGUUUCGAGCAAGCCAUGGGUCCAGCCUUUGCUCCGUUGCCCCCAGACGGAGCACCUCUGAUCACGAGCCCGUUUGGCCCUGCAUUGCAAUACCGCACCCACAUCAUUGGCUGUAUCUGGGGCCUCUACUAUAUGGGCCGUAUUAUCCUCCAUCGAUUCCACCCUUCCAUGCCUCCCGCUGCAACCAUGGCUGCAGUCGUAGCUGCCCCGAGAACAGCCCAGUAUGCGCAAAACAUCGGUCGUGUGGCUGCCGGGAUCCCCUACGACCACCGCCUGCACAACAACGUCAACAACAAUAGCGCUUUCUGCUCCGCGUCUGCCGGCGUUGGCGUUGGCGCUGGUGCCAGCUCGAAUCUAAACGUUACUAUCGCAGGGGUGCUGCACGAGCUUACCGUAUGCCUUUUCUUCGCUGCAGUGCAGUACGUCAACCCUGCGCAACGAGCCUGGACGGUGGCAAUGCUACGUGACAUAUCCAUUAUAACGGGCAGCAAGUCUCCGAUCGCUAUCGCUCGAGGCUGCGAGACAUCCUGGACCAAGGCGUUUGAAGCCGGUCGAGGCCCACCGCACCAGCGUAUGGUUUUCGACUUCGAUCCCAACCUCGUGUGCAGUCGUGAGGGCGUCGUUGCAGACCAUAGCGACGAUAGACGCUGGGUCGCUGUGCAUCGUGGCGGCUCGAUCUCUUGGGCCAUGGGCUUGCUGUCGAUCGAUAAUGAUUAUGCUGGUGGCGGAGAGUAG